Siniperca chuatsi (mandarin fish) is the source of this 1987-nucleotide messenger RNA. RefSeq names its product olfactory receptor 6N1-like. NCBI's taxonomy places the organism in Eukaryota, Metazoa, Chordata, Actinopteri, Centrarchiformes, Sinipercidae. Gene Ontology annotation, molecular function: G protein-coupled receptor activity; olfactory receptor activity. Gene Ontology annotation, biological process: G protein-coupled receptor signaling pathway. The transcript has a single exon. Bases 323 to 1252 code for a protein of 309 amino acids. Gene Ontology annotation, cellular component: membrane. The record is from RefSeq and is a predicted model, not a curated record.
GGCGUCAGAGUUGAAAAGAGUGUCGGCUCAGUUAGGAGGGACUCAGUGUGUCUACAGCAGGGUAGCAGAUCAAUGUCAGGAUUCACACAAUGUCAAACUGUAUAUCUUUGUAUCGUUUAGAUUUUAUAUAGGGGAAUGUUAAGUUAAGGUAAUUUGUCUUAUUUGUUUUCAUAAUGAUGAAUUUAUCUGUUUAUUGUUAUUGCCAUUAAUUCUGUUGUGUGUGUGAUUAAUGCUUUAGCUUUACAAAUCUAUCACAUAAUAACUAAUAUUAGUUUAUCUACUUCAUAAUGUUAUGAUUGCUUAAUGAACCAAAUGAAGGAUUAUGGUAAACUCUACUCAGGUUUCAUAUUUUGCACUUGUUGCCUAUUUUGACACUGGGGUUUUUAAAUACUUUUAUUUCAUGAUUGUCAUGUCUCUAUAUAUUUUAACUGUUUGUGCCAAUGUUUUGCUCAUCGUGGUUAUCUGUAUGAACAGAAGCUUACAUGAGCCUAUGUACCUUUUUCUGUGCAGCCUGUUUGUAAAUGAGCUGUAUGGUAGUACAGGGUUGUUUCCUUUGCUCCUGGUCCAAAUUCUCUCUAAAGUUCACACUAUUUCUGCUUCCUUUUGUUUCCUGCAGAUUUUCUGUGUACAUUGUUAUGGGAGUGUACAAUAUUUCACCUUAGCCGUCAUGUCUUAUGACAGAUACCUUGCUAUCUGUUAUCCUCUACAAUAUAACACACGUAUGACAUCCAGCAAGGUUGCAAUCCUUACUGUGUUCGUAUGGUUAUACAGUGUACUUACAACUGUUGUCAUUAUGUCUUUGAGUGUCCCUUUACAGCUGUGUGGGAACACGAUUCAAAAAGUGUACUGUGACAACUACUCCAUCGUUAAACUGGCAUGCUCUGACACCACAGUCAACAACAUUUAUGGAAUUGUUUACAUGUUUACAGUAAUCUUUGCUCUUCUAAUUUUAAUCCUUUACACUUACAUUAAGAUUCUCAAAGUUUGUUUUUCUGGUUCCAAACAGACGAGACAAAAAGCUGUCAGUACCUGCACACCUCACCUUGCUUCCCUGCUCAACUUCUCUUUUGGGGCCUUCUUUGAAAUAGUGCAGAGCAGAUUCAAUAUGAGCAGUUUACCCAUUAUGUUGCGCAUUUUUUUAUCAUUAUACUGGCUUACAUGCCAGCCGCUCUUCACCCCUGUACUGUAUGGACUGAACAUGUCCAAAAUCCGCAUCAUAUGCAAAAGUCUUGCUUUUGGUAAAAUGAUGUAGAAUACUUACUGUAUGUCAUCUGUCGUCUAACAAAUUUAUACAUACGUUUUUCUCUAAAAUUCUGGAUGUGAGGAGGGCUUAUAGGCUAUGGCUUCAGCGUACACCUUUUCACUCAUUGCUAUAAUCUUUAUAUUGUGAAUCAUUAUUUUGUCGCUGUUUAAGCACAUAUGUACAUUUUUAUGUACAGUUUUGUUUUACUAUUUAUUUUACUUUUACUAUAUUUCUUUACAGAAGAUUGAACAGUUUCUUGAACAAGUCUUUAACAUUACUCUAGAAAAUAUGUUAGAAAACGUGUGGUAGUCUUCCCUUAUGCACAAGUCUUAAUUCAGAACAGAUGUUGCAUGUGAGCGCACAUGAGAGUCCUACACAGGUUUCAUCCUUGUUAUAACUGACUGCACUUUGGGCAAAUUGAAUUUCAUUUAUAAUCCAUAUUAAUUAGAUUUGUUGUUUCUGUUUUCAAAGGUAAGAUUAGCAAUAAGUAGUGCAGUGACUCCUCCUGCAGUCAAAACAAUACUUUGUUUUUGAUACUUUGUUUUGUUUAGUUUGUGAAGGGGGAUUUUUUGAAUUGUGGUAGCAACACCGAGGUCUCAGCUCUGAUGGAUGGAUCAGAACUUUACCCCUGCAGUGAUGUUGCUAGGUACGCGUCCUGUGUCUCUAAAAUCUGAAAAUGCUACAUUGCGAACAACAAAUACGUGUUUAAAUCAUAUAAAUAAAGAAACCUAGCUGUCAAAAAAA